CCCUGCCUCCCCAGAGACAGCACUUGGAGCCUCAUCUCUCUCUGCACCCUGCUUGGACCCUGCCACAGGUUACUGGGGCCAUUUGGGGGACCCUGGACCAGGCCCUGGCCCAGUAGGAUGCCCCCGUGUCCUCCCCAGCAGAGCAGCAAUAGGGUGACACAGCUGCCCACCCCGGAGCUGGGCGAGAUGGAACUGACUUGGCAAGAGAUCAUGUCCAUCACUGAGCUGCAGGGCCUAAAUGCUCCGAGUGAGCCAUCGUUUGAGCCCCCAGCCCCAGCCCCAUACCCUGGGCCCCCGCCACCCCCAACUUAUUGUCCCUGCUCAAUCCACCCAGAUGCUGCCUUCUCCCUUCCUCCACCACCUUAUGAGCUCCCGGUACCCUCAACUCAUGUUCCAGAACCCCCAUACUCUUAUGGUAACAUUGCCUUACCAGUCUCCAAGCCACUGACCCUCUCAGGCCUACUCAGUGAGCCCCUUCCAGACCCCUUAGCCCUCCUGGAUAUUGGGCUGCCAGCUGGGCCACCCAAGCCCCAAGAAGACCCAGAAUCUGACUCAGGAUUAUCCCUCAACUAUAGUGACGCUGAAUCUCUUGAGCUGGAGGGGACAGAGGCUGGUCGGCGGCGCAGCGAGUAUGUAGAGAUGUACUCGGUGGAGUACCCCUACUCACUUAUGCCCAACUCCUUGGCCCACCCCAACUAUGCCUUGCCACCUGCUGAGACCCCCUUAGCCUUACAGCCUUCCUCGGGCCCUGUGCGGUCCAAGCCCACUGCACGGGGGGAGGCAGGGAGUAGGGAUGAGCGUCGGGCUCUGGCCAUGAAGAUCCCCUUCCCUACGGACAAGAUUGUCAACUUGCCAGUAGAUGACUUUAACGAGCUGUUGGCACGGUACCCACUGACAGAAAGUCAGCUAGCACUAGUCCGGGACAUUCGACGUAGGGGCAAGAACAAGGUGGCUGCCCAGAACUGUCGCAAGAGGAAGCUAGAGACCAUCGUGCAGCUGGAGCGGGAACUGGAGCGGCUCAGCAGUGAGCGGGAGCGACUGCUUAGGGCCCGAGGGGAGGCCGACCGGACCCUAGAGGUGAUGCGCCAACAGCUGACUGAGCUGUACUGUGACAUUUUCCAGCACCUGCGUGAUGAAGCGGGCAACAACUACUCCCCUGAAGAGUACGUGUUGCAACAAGCUCCUGAUGGGGCCAUAUUCCUGGUGCCCAGGGGGACCAAGAUAGAGGCUACAGACUGA
Pteronotus mesoamericanus is the source of this 1239-nucleotide messenger RNA. RefSeq names its product nuclear factor, erythroid 2 (gene NFE2). Gene Ontology annotation, cellular component: nucleus. The transcript is spliced from 3 exons. The coding region runs from base 118 to 1239 and encodes 373 amino acids. Gene Ontology annotation, biological process: regulation of transcription by RNA polymerase II. Gene Ontology annotation, molecular function: DNA-binding transcription factor activity, RNA polymerase II-specific; RNA polymerase II cis-regulatory region sequence-specific DNA binding. The record is from RefSeq and is a predicted model, not a curated record. NCBI's taxonomy places the organism in Eukaryota, Metazoa, Chordata, Mammalia, Chiroptera, Mormoopidae.